Messenger RNA from Suricata suricatta (meerkat), 4673 nucleotides. RefSeq names its product BTB domain containing 7 (gene BTBD7). Gene Ontology annotation, molecular function: protein binding. NCBI's taxonomy places the organism in Eukaryota, Metazoa, Chordata, Mammalia, Carnivora, Herpestidae. The record is from RefSeq and is a predicted model, not a curated record. The transcript has 12 exons. Bases 289 to 3666 code for a protein of 1125 amino acids. Gene Ontology annotation, biological process: morphogenesis of a branching epithelium; regulation of branching involved in salivary gland morphogenesis.
CUGGGGGAGAGGACUUUUUCUCCUGUUGUAUAUGAACAAGAGAACAUGUGACUCCAAUUGCCACUGGCAGCUGUCUUAUGACCCCCAGAGGUGAAGAAGCGCGCCUGGAAGAUGACAGAGCAGAGAAAAUGAACACUUUCCCAAAAUACUUCUGGCUUGAGACUACACGUGAGAAUUUUAUGAAAUGGAUGAAAAGAGGCUGCUGGAUCCAGGGUUGACAGUUCAUAAAGGCCUCUGGGAUUACACUCUGAAGAGCCAGCAGAUGGAAUGCCUGAGUGACUGAAGAAAAUGGGUGCUAAUGCAUCUAACUAUCCUCAUUCAUGCUCCCCGAGGGUAGGGGGAAAUCCUCAAGCCCAACAGACUUUUAUAGGGACAUCAUCCUAUUCUCAGCAAGGCUAUGGUUGUGAAUCAAAAUUAUAUAGCCUUGACCAUGGCCAUGAGAAACCACAAGACAAAAAGAAGAGAACCUCUGGCCUUGCCACCCUCAAAAAGAAGUUUAUUAAGCGUCGAAAAUCUAAUAGGUCUGCCGAUCACGCCAAGCAGAUGCGAGAACUCCUGUCUGGGUGGGAUGUUAGAGAUGUUAAUGCUUUAGUGGAGGAAUAUGAGGGGACUUCAGCCUUAAAGGAGCUUUCCCUACAAGCCAGUUUGGCUAGACCAGAAGCUCGGACAUUACAGAAAGAUAUGGCCGAUCUUUAUGAGUACAAGUACUGUACUGAUGUAGACUUAAUAUUUCAAGAAACUUGUUUCCCUGUUCAUCGUGCCAUUUUGGCAGCAAGGUGUCCAUUUUUUAAAACGCUGCUUUCUUCCUCACCAGAGUAUGGAGCAGAGAUCAUUAUGGACAUCAAUACGGCUGGUAUAGACAUGCCCAUGUUUUCUGCUUUGCUACACUACCUUUAUACAGGAGAGUUUGGAAUGGAGGACUCAAGGUUUCAAAAUGUUGAUAUUCUCGUCCAGCUUAGUGAAGAAUUUGGAACACCAAAUUCCCUUGAUGUAGAUAUGCGUGGACUUUUUGAUUAUAUGUGUUAUUAUGAUGUUGUCCUUAGUUUUUCUUCAGACUCUGAAUUGGUUGAAGCUUUUGGUGGAAAUCAGAACUGUUUAGAUGAAGAGCUCAAAGCUCACAAGGCUAUUAUUUCAGCAAGGUCCCCAUUUUUUCGGAAUUUAUUACAAAGGAGAAUACGGACUGGUGAAGAAAUCACAGACCGAACUUUGAGGACUCCCACCAGAAUUAUAUUAGACGAGUCCAUUAUACCGAAAAAAUAUGCGAAAGUGAUCUUACACUGUAUGUAUACCGAUGUGGUGGACCUCUCCGGUUUGCACUGCAGCCCCUCUGUGGGGAGUCUCAGUGAGGUUCAGGCUCUCGUCGCAGGGAAGCCGAACAUGACCAGGGCAGAAGAAGCCAUGGAACUUUACCACAUAGCACUGUUCUUGGAAUUUAACAUGCUUGCACAAGGCUGUGAGGAUAUCAUUGCUGAGAGCAUCUCAUUAGAUACCUUAAUUGCCAUCCUCAAGUGGAGCUCUCAUCCAUAUGGCUCUAAAUGGGUGCACCGACAAGCUUUACAUUUCCUCUGUGAGGAAUUUUCCCAGGUCAUGACUUCGGAUGUUUUUUAUGAACUCAGCAAAGAUCAUCUGCUUACUGCUAUCCAGUCUGACUACCUACAGGCAAGUGAACAAGAUAUCCUUAAAUAUCUGAUUAAAUGGGGUGAGCAUCAAUUGAUGAAAAGAAUAGCUGACAGAGAGCCAAACUUACUGAGUGGCACUGCCCACAGUGUGAACAGAAGAGGCGUAAAAAGACGAGACCUGGACAUCGAAGAGCUUAGAGAGAUCCUUUCUUCUCUCUUACCUUUUGUGCGAAUUGAACACAUCUUACCUAUAAACAGUGAAGUCCUCAGUGAUGCAAUGAAAAGAGGCUUGAUUAGUACUCCUCCAUCAGAUAUGCUUCCGGCAACAGAGGGUGGAAAGUCAAACGCCUGGUUACGGCAAAAGAAUGCUGGAAUAUAUGUCCGCCCUCGACUGUUCUCUCCGUACGUGGAGGAGGCGAAGUCAGUGCUGGACGAGAUGAUGGUGGAGCAAACAGAUCUUGUGCGUUUGCGAAUGGUUAGGAUGUCCAACGUGCCAGACACACUUUACAUGGUUAAUACCGCUGUGCCACAGUGCUGUCACAUGAUGAGCCACCAGCAGAUCAGCAGUCACCAGUCAAGCCCUCCUUCCGUCGUAGCCAAUGAAAUUCCAGUUCCUCGUCUCCUCAUUAUGAAAGACAUGGUCAGACGUCUGCAGGAGCUACGGCACACCGAGCAGGUGCAGAGAGCCUAUGCACUCAACUGUGGGGAAGGCGCCACGGUCAGCUAUGAGAUUCAGAUUCGAGUGCUGAGGGAGUUUGGUCUUGCAGACGCUGCUGCAGAGCUCUUGCAGAAUCCUCACAAGUUCUUUCCGGAGGAACGUUUUGGGGACGAAAGUCCGCUCUUGACAAUGAGACAGUCUGGGAGAUGUCGAGUCAACAGCACCCCCACUGCAGAAACCAUGUUUACAGAUCUGGACUCUUUUGUGGCCUUCCAUCCACCCCUGCCCCCACCGCCGCCUCCGUACCACCCCCCAGCGACCCCAAUCCAUAACCAGCUCAAAGCAGGCUGGAAACAGAGACCUCCCAGCCAGCACCCUUCACGCUCCUUCUCUUACCCCUGUAAUCAUUCACUGUUUCCCUCCAGAACGGCCCCUAAAGCCGGCCCCCCUCCUGUCUACCUGCCAGGCGUUAAAGCAGCAGCACCUGAUUGCACCAACACCACAGGACUGGGGAGACAGACCGUGGCCGCCGCCGCCUCCACCUCGGCAGCGGUAGCUUCUGAGAAACAAGUGUGCACACAGCCUGUGCUCAAUGAUCUGAUGCCGGACAUCGCCAUGGGCGUGUCCACACUGUCCCUCAAGGACAGGAGGCUUCCAGAACUGGCUGUAGACACGGAAUUGAGCCAGUCAGUUUCUGAAGGAGGACCAGGGCCUCCCCAGCACCUGUCAUGUAUUCCACAGAGGCAUACACACACGUCUCGAAAGAAACACACAUUAGAGCAAAAACCAGACGCUCGAGAAAAUCAGCAGGAAUAUCCGGAUUUCUAUGACUUCUCAAAUGCUGCUUGCAGACCUUCUACGCCUGCUCCUGGCAGACGCACCCCCUCCCCUUCGCAAGGUGGAUAUUUUGGUCCCGAUUUGUAUAGCCACAAUAAGGCAUCACCAAAUGGCUUAAAGUCAGCCUACCUACCUAGCCAGACCUCUCCUAAGAAGCAGGAAGAAGCUAGGAGAGAGUAUCCACUUUCCCCUGAUGGGCAUCCACACAGACAAAAGAAUGAGCCGAUACACCUUGAUGUCGUGGAGCAACCUCCGCAGCGGUCAGACUUGCCUUUGGCAGCCUCAGAAGGUGUCGGCAGUGGCCCAGCCCACGUCAGGGGACGGACAGCAGUAGAAACUGACUUGACUUUUGGGCUGACUCCCAACAGACCCUCACAUUCUGCAUGCAGCUCUGAAGCUCCAGAAGAGAGACCCGGUAGGAGACUGGCUGACAGCGAGUCCCUGGGCCAUGGAGCUCAGCGAAAUUCCGAUUUAGAAAGGGAAGAUUCAAUAAGCAGGGGAAGGAGGUCACCAAGCAAGCCAGACUUCCUCUACAAAAAGUCUGCCCUCUGAGAGCAACCUCCAAGUCGUCCGUGCCUGAGAUGUGAAACAUCCCAUUUUAUGAUGUAACCCAACAACUUAGAGACCAGUUUAUUGAUGCCAGCUAACUCAUUUUCACAUUAUUUUAUUCUCGUUUUUGUAUAUACAUGUUUAUUAGACAUGGCAUGCUAAGAGGGUUAUUUUGAAUGCUGCAUCUGUCUAUUUUGUGUUUGAACAAUUAUGUGGGGAGGCAUUUCUAAGAGCAAGCAAGCUGGCACUUUUUUUUUCUCUUUACAAAUGAUGGGAUUUUUUUGCACUUGUACAUUUAUUUUAUGUGUUGAUUUUAUAUCAGUAUGUUAAACUUUAUUGCCACAUUUAAAGGAACUGUAUUUUCAUACUUUUUUGCAUUUUACCUUUCAUCUACCAGUUUCCAUGUGCAUUGGAUUGCACACUAAGAUGUAUUUUCUUAUGAAAUAGUUCUGUGUUUAUUUUUUAAUUAUAGAAAUUCCAAAGAACAGCACAUCAAAAUGCUCCUCUCUUUUCGGUAAUUGUUUUAGUUCAGAAAGCUUCCUGCUCAGUCUCCAUAAACCUAGUAUCAUUCUUUCUUAUCGAGUCUUGGGAGCUGGUCUUCAUUCCUCCAGCGGGAGUCCAAUCAGGAUCCUGGAGUUUUCUGCUGGUUCAGUAAAGAAUAGAAAGGAGCAAAGCCUUUUGUGCCCAGGCUAAAGCUCUUGCUUUGUUCCCAGUGUGGACACGGUCAGAAUCCCUGCGAAUGCCGGUAGGUGGACCAGCGGAUCACUAGAUGAGGUUCUAGAGACAUCAGCUUUCCUGGAAUCCUAAGGCAGUGGGAACAGCGAAGUGACUUCCAGCACGCGCUACGGGAUUUCGGGUUCUGAGCUCCGACUCUCCGGCUGAGGGCUGCUCGCUGCCUUCAGUUGUCUUGCUCUCUGUGGAAAAAAACAAAAGGGCUUCAGUCUUACGGAUGUCAUUUGGUGUUUGUAAGCCUAUGUUUUCUUUUAAAUGUUUUUCAAAGCGUGUCUGAA